Molecule: messenger RNA, 324 nt
Organism: Arabis nemorensis
Lineage: Eukaryota; Viridiplantae; Streptophyta; Magnoliopsida; Brassicales; Brassicaceae
Source: the annotation of a GenBank genome assembly
AUGAGUCAGACGAUGAGCAAUUGUGAUAGCUCACAGGGAGGAGACAGUGUCAAUCAAAAACCUCUGCUGAUUACAGAUUCUGAGAAGACUACUGAUUUGACUCCAUCUUCGAAGCGUAAGGAGAUGGAAGUGAAAACUGAUGAUGAGAAAACAGAGGAAGGUAAAAACGCAGAGUUGACUCCAUCUUCAAAGACUAUAGAGAUUGAAGUGAAAUCUGAUGACGAGAAAGCAGAGGAAUGUAAAAUUCCAAGAGAUGCACCAGAUCAAAACUCAGCAUCGAAGAGAAUUUGUCUUGCCUCCAUCAAGACAGAGAAGACGAAGUAG